AUGGCAGCACAAACAUGUGGAAAUAUACCUGUUAGCAGGGUCAGUCCGAAAUACCUACACUCAAAUUCAACCAGCCACACCUGGGCCUUCAGCGCCAUUGCUGAGCUUAUCGACAAUGCAUAUGACCCAGAUGUGGGAGCAAAGAACUUCUGGAUAGACAAGACAGUGAUCAAAGAAAAGGUCUGCCUCACCUUCGGGGAUAAUGGAGUUGGCAUGAACUACCAAAAAAUGUACAACAUGCUCAGUUUUGGCUUCAGUGACAAAGAGGCAAAAGAUGACCAUACUCCAGUAGGUCGCUACGGUAAUGGGUUCAAGUCAGGCUCUAUGCGACUGGGGAAGGACGCCAUCGUGUUUUCGAAGACCAAGGAGACCAUGUGUGUGGGCCUGCUCUCCCAGACAUACUUAGAGGAGAUAGGAGCUGAGAAUGUAAUUGUUCCCAUAGUCACCUUUACAUGCAACGGAAAGAACCAGAGUAUCCUAACUCAGCAUGCAGACUGCCUGAAAGAUAUUCUGGAGCACUCUCUGUUCCAGAAUGAAGAAGAACUUAAGUCUGAGUUCAAGGCAAUCAAUACACCCAGCCGCACCUCUGACAAGACAGGAACACGCAUCAUCAUCUGGAAUCUCCGCAAAACAUCAGAAAGGCCAACAGAGUUUGAUUUUGAUGAGGACAGCUACGAUAUCAGGAUACCAGCGGACGAGUCUGAAGACAAGAAAAAGAAUUUCGGAAAACCAGAACGUUUUAUGGAGUCCACUCCUGAAAGUGAUUUCUCUCUGCGGGCGUACUGCAGUAUUCUGUACAUGAAGCCCAGGAUGCAGAUCAUCAUUCGUAAGAAGAAGGUACAGACGCAGCUCAUCUCCAAGAGUCUGGCAUUCACCAGAAAGGAUUACUACAAACCCACCUUCCUUAAGCCUAAAUCUGUGCUGAUCACCUUUGGGUACAACACCAAGAGCAAACAGCAUUACGGGCUCAUGAUGUACAACAAUAACCGGCUCAUCAAAGCCUACAAGCGUGUCGGCUGCCAGCUCCAAGCCAAUAACCAGGGAGUUGGAGUCAUUGGCGUGAUUGAGUGUGAUUUCCUCAAACCAACACAUAACAAGCAGGACUUUGAUGACACAGAACAGUACAGAAAAACCAUCUAUAAUGUCGCUGGAAAGCUGAAGGAGUAUUGGGACGAAGUACGUCAUAAGAAGAGCUCAGGGAAUCCAGACAGCUCUGUAUCUGUGGAGGACAUGGUGGAAUCUCCAGACCAGAAUUGGGUGCAGUGUGAUGAUUGUAUGAAGUGGCGUAAAAUCCCAGAUGGCUUUGACUGUGACCUGCUCCCACGCAAAUGGUUCUGCCACAUGAACCCUGACAAUCAGUUCAGAUCUUGUGAUAUUCCAGAGGAGAAAGAAGAUUCAGGUGAUGAGGAACAGCCUGACCCAAAACCCUUCAAACAGCAGGAGAAACAGAAACAAAGGGAGAGAAGGAAACAGACAGAGACAAGUGUUCAAACUCCCAGCCCUCAAAAACGCACUGGCUCCACGUCAUCUCAGUCAGACUUUGGCACUCCAAUGAGUCUUAGGAAAAGGAGACCUCACAAAGAGUUGAACAACGAUGAUGAUGAUGAUGAUGUGGGGGAGGGUGACGACAGUAUGGCGGAUACAAAUCAGAAGCGGAGAAGGUCAAAGAGACCCCUUACUUCUGACAAAGGAAACAAGGAGGUGAAGAGAACCAAACGGACUGAUGGUGGGCACGUCAAUGUCUCUGAAACACCUUCAAUCGUCAACUCAGUGCCAGAAGUUCACACAACAGCAAUGUCCCUCAGUACUACUAAUGAUGUUGAUGAGGAGUUGAGUGAUUCCAUCAAGAGAGAGAGACAGGAGAGGCAGAUUGAGUGUGAUAACGUCAAGAGAGAGAGAGAGGAGAGGCAGAUUGAGUGUGAUGACGUCAAGAGAGAGAGACAGGAGAGGCAGAUUGAGUGUGAUGACGUCAAGAGAGAGAGACAGGAGAGGCAGAUUGAUUGUGAUGACAACAAGAGAGAGAGACAGGAGGAGCUGAAUGGGUCAGAGAGAGCUCUUACUUUUGGCAAAGAAAACACAGAAGUAAAGAGAACCAAACAGAGUGAUGGUGGGAACACUGAUAACUCUGAAACGCCUUCAACCCUCAACCCAGUGCCAGAACUUCACACAAUAACACCGUCACUCAAUACUGCUAAUGAUGUUGAGGAGGAGAAGAAUGGGUGUGAAGACAGCCUUAACAAUGGACAAGAGGAGCAGAGUGUGAGUAAAGACAGCCUUAUGGAGAGACAGGAGGAGCACAGUGGGUGUGAUGACAUCAAGAUAGAGAGACAGGAGGAGUCGAUUGAAUGUGAUAACAUCAUGAAGCAGGGACAAGAGGAGCAGAUCGGGUGUAAUAACAUCAUGAAGGAGGGACAGGAGGAGAGGAAUGGGAGUGGUGAUGGCAUCAUGAAGGAGGGACAGGGGGAGCAGAUCAGGUGUAAUGACAUCAAGAAAGAGGGACAGGAGGAGCAGAUCGGGUGUGAUGACAUCAUGAAGGAGGGACAAGAGGAGAAGAAUGGGAGUGGUGAUGACAUUAUGAAGGAGGGACAGGAGGAGCAGAUCGGGUGUGAUGACAUCAUGAAGGAGGGAAAGGAGGAGCAGAUCGAGUGUAAUGACAUCAUGAAGGAGGGACAGGAGGAGCAGAUCAGGUGUAACAACAUCAUGAAGGAGGGACAGGAGGAGCAGAUCGGGUGUAACAACAUCAUGAAGGAGGGACAAGAGGAGCAGAAUGAUUGUGAUGGCAUCGUGAAACAAGGACAAGAGGAGAAGAAUGGGUGUGGUAAUGUCCUAAGGGAGGGAGAGGAGGAGCAGCCAAUGCUCUGUGGAGAGCUGGAGAAACUCCUCACUCUGGCUCAGAGUUCACUCCUUGGCAUGAAAGAGCAACGGGAGCUAGUGAACAUAGUACGUAAAACAUUAUACAACUUCCAGAAACAAAUACACUCUCUCAGAGAACAGCUAGAGGAAGUUCAGUUUACAAACAGGAGAGAGCAGCAAGAAGAGCCAACAGAGUACUGA
Messenger RNA from Chanos chanos (milkfish), 3054 nucleotides. Its product is annotated as MORC family CW-type zinc finger protein 3-like. NCBI's taxonomy places the organism in Eukaryota, Metazoa, Chordata, Actinopteri, Gonorynchiformes, Chanidae. Gene Ontology annotation, cellular component: PML body; nucleus. Bases 1 to 3054 code for a protein of 1017 amino acids. The transcript is spliced from 18 exons. Gene Ontology annotation, molecular function: ATP hydrolysis activity; zinc ion binding. The record is from RefSeq and is a predicted model, not a curated record.